AUGGGCUCGCCGAUUUCGGGAUUCAUCGUCGAGGCGGUGCUACAGCGGUUGGAGUCGCUGGUCUUCCAACACCACAGACCGAAAUUCUGGGCUCGGUAUGUGGACGAUACCUUCGUCGUCAUCGAACGGGAUCAGGUGCUAACGUUCAAAGAACGUCUCAACAGCGUCUUCCCGGACAUACAAUUCACGAUGGAGGAGGAAGAGAAUAACCAGCUGGCAUUCCUUGAUGUCCUCGUCUGUCGCAAAGAUUGUGGUGGCCUAAAGACCAAAGUGUUCAGAAAAGCAACGAACACGACGCAAAUUCUGAACUUCAACAGUAACCACCCAAUCUGCCACAAACGCAGUUGCGUAAGAACGCUAUUUCGGCGUGUUGAAACGCAUUGCAGUGAACUGGAAGACAAGGUUGCCGAAUCCCAAUAUCUUCGACGGGUUUUCCGAGAAAACGGUUACCCGCGCAACUUCGUCAACCAGUGCUUGCGCAAACGAGACGAGCGACAAAAUCGCGCCGACCCCAAAUUCUGGCGAGCGAUCCCGUACAUCAAGAACGUCUCCGAAGCCGUUAGCCGCCUUCUUGCACCACUUGGGGUUGGAGUUGCGCACAGACCGGAGGCCACCAUGAGGCGUCAAGUGAUGAGACCGAAAGACCCACUGCCACGGCAAGAAACAUCUGGAGUCGUUUACCGGAUCUGGUGCAGUUGCGGACAAAGCAACUACGUCGGAGAAACUGGAAGACUGCUCCGGACGCGAAUUGCCGAACACGUGGCAGCUGUACGGAGAAAUGACGCCAACUCUCAGGUUGCGGCCCAUUCGACGAGACCCGGCCACACAUUCAAGUUCGAUGAGGCCGAAAUUCUCGCGAGAGGGGAUAAUCGCGUGAGCCGCGAGUUGCUUGAGUCAUGGUUCACGGGAUCUCAGUCUAUCAACAAGUGCAAUGACAUCCCCACUCCAUAUUCAGUCCUGAGGCAUAGACUGGCCAAAGCAAUUGACCACUCGAGGAGCGCGCAAGCACGUGAGCCAGAUGGCCGAGCAAUCAUCACGCCAGCAUCCAACACGGGUGAUGAGAUGUCAGCAAUUAACAACUUGCAUGCCGGCCAUCAAGCAAUUAGCGCACCUGCGGGCAACAAUCCUCGAUGA
Messenger RNA from Spirometra erinaceieuropaei, 1134 nucleotides. The record is from the annotation of a GenBank genome assembly. NCBI's taxonomy places the organism in Eukaryota, Metazoa, Platyhelminthes, Cestoda, Diphyllobothriidea, Diphyllobothriidae.